Messenger RNA from Corylus avellana, 677 nucleotides. Its product is annotated as leucine-rich repeat protein 1-like. NCBI's taxonomy places the organism in Eukaryota, Viridiplantae, Streptophyta, Magnoliopsida, Fagales, Betulaceae. Gene Ontology annotation, molecular function: protein binding. The record is from RefSeq and is a predicted model, not a curated record.
CGUCCACGAUGGUUUCCCCAAUUUCACUAGUUUCUCUUGUAUUUGCUGUUGCUAUUGCAUCUGUAGAUUGCAACAUUGAAGGGGAUGCACUUUCUGCCUGGAAAACCAACUUGGUAGACCCUAGCAAUGUCCUUCAGAGCUGGGAUUCAACUUUGGUGAAUCCAUGCACCUGGUAUCAUAUUACUUGCGACCUUAAUGAUCACGUCACAAGGGUGGACCUUGGCCAUAUUGGACUUUCGGGAAUUCUUGUCCCUCAGCUUGGAGACUUGUCUAAUCUUCAAUAUUUGGAGGUAUAUGGAAAUAGCCUAACUGGAGUCAUACCAACGGAAAUUGGUAAAAUAACGACCCUGAUUAGCUUGGACCUGUACCAGAAUCAACUUUCUGGGACCAUCCCACCAUCUCUUGGAAGCUUGGUUUCCUUAAAGUUUUUGAGAUUGAACAGUAACAAGCUUACUGGCGCAGUACCAGCAGAGGUCCUUCAACUUGUUAAAUCAGGGAGUUUGACUGUUUAUAAUGUAUCAGACAACCAGCUAGUAGGGAGUGUCCACCACACAAACACAGCAGAGCUCGGAAGUAAAUGACCAUGGCCAACGUAACACCUGCAAGCUACCAUACAGCUUUGGAAAAAAUUUGUAAUUGUUGAAAUAAAUUUGUAAUUGUUGAAGCCCAUUGUUGGU